This is a messenger RNA of Syngnathus acus (greater pipefish), 2201 nucleotides long. RefSeq names its product endophilin-B1-like. Lineage: Eukaryota; Metazoa; Chordata; Actinopteri; Syngnathiformes; Syngnathidae. Gene Ontology annotation, biological process: membrane organization. The record is from RefSeq and is a predicted model, not a curated record. Gene Ontology annotation, cellular component: cytoplasm; membrane. The transcript is spliced from 9 exons. The coding region runs from base 147 to 1238 and encodes 363 amino acids. Gene Ontology annotation, molecular function: protein binding.
UUGCUGUACUAUCAUCUUUGUUACAUUCAACAGCUGGGUGGAACUCCGGACAAAACUUGCUUCAGUGACGUUUUGCAAAGAGAUGGAAAUCGGACUGCUUUGAAAGAAGCCUCCCGUAGUAUCAAGAUUCACUUAUCACAAUUGUCAUGGAUUUUAAUGUUAAACGACUCGCUGCAGACGCGGGUACUUUUCUGAGCCGUGCUGUGCAAUUCACAGAAGAGAAGUUUGGCCAGGCUGAGAAGACAGAGUUGGAUGCCCAUUUGGAGAAUCUUUUGGUAAGAGCUGAGGCCACCAAGCAAUGGACAGAGAAGAUUAUGAAGCAGACGGAAGUCUUAUUACAGCCCAACCCAAAUGCCCGACUUGAGGAAUUUGUGUAUGAGAAAUUGGAAAAAAAGGUCCCGACGCGACUGAACAAUCAUGAACUGUUGGGCCAGUCUAUGAUUGACUCCGGAAAUGAAUUUGGUCCUGGCACUGCUUACGGAAAUGCUUUGACCAAAUGUGGCGAGACCCAGAAACAGAUUGGCGGCGCUGAGCGGGAGUUAAUUCAAAGUUCUGCCAUCAAUUUCCUGACCCCAUUCAGGAACUUUCUAGAGGGGGACUUCAAAACAAUCCUGAAAGAACGAAAGCUGCUGCAGGUCAAGCGCUUGGAUCUGGAUGCGGCCAAAACAAGACUCAAGAAAGCCCGCAUGGCUGAUGCUCGAGCUGUGGCAGAACAGGAGUUGAGAAUGACUCAGAGUGAAUUUGACCGUCAGGCUGAGAUCACCCGACUGCUGCUAGAAGGCGUCAGCAGCACCCAUGCACACCACCUACGCUGCUUGAAUGAUUUGGUGGAGGCUCAGACGAUAUACUACGCGCAAUGUUACCAGUAUAUGGUGGAUCUGCAAAAGCAGCUGGGAAGUUUCCCUUCAACCUUCUCCAAUAACAACCAGUCGUCAGUUACGGAAGGGGCCAGCAUCUCUGUGCCCACCAUACCGGUGUCGGCCUCCCUGCCCACCUCCUCCAGCCGCGGCGGCUCUACCGCGUCGGGCGGAUUCAGCGAAUUGCGCAGCUCCAGCGGCAGCCGCAAAGCCAGAGUCCUUUACGACUACGACGCGGCCAGCAGCAGUGAGCUUUCCCUGCUGGCUGAUGAGGUUAUCACAGUCAGCAGCGUGCCAGGCAUGGAUUCAGACUGGCUGAUGGGAGAGCGAGGCAGCCAGAACGGCAAAGUGCCAAUUACCUACCUGGAGCUACUUAACUGAGUCUUCGGAUAUGAGCUUAUGCUGCCAUGUCAAGUUACUUCCACAGUAUAUAUUAAAAGAAAAAAAAAAAAAGGUCCGGCACUCUUAGUCAGGAUACUUGAACUCAAAAGCUGGAAUCAAAUGCAUGCAAGUGAAAGGGGGGGGGGAAUGGAGCUGAUGUUUUAGUAUCCAACUGCCUUACAUUUCAAAAAAAGUUGCCUUUCUUCCAUGCCUUUGUUUUUUAUGUUAUCCAAACAGCAGUAUGUUCCAGAACAUCUCCCAAAGUGUUUUUUUUGUUUACAUAAUAUGAAUAUCUCAGAAAUGUGUACACAUCUCAGACUGUUGCCGCUAAGUACAUAUUUUGGAAUCUACUUCAGUCACAAGUGCUGGGUGAUGCUAGUUCAAGUCGUUAUGUCACGGUGGCAUUACGGAUAACCUAAAUCUGAAUAGGUUUAAUCAUAAUGAAUGUUGUACAUGUGUAUGAUGUCGUAGUGGGAAAGUUUAACAUCAUUUGUGAGCAAUUUUAAGUGCCAGAUGAAAUUAGUAGCAACUAAAUCCCAAAUUUAUUUAAAACAAAUUAUAAAAACUUUUAUUACGCCAUGUAUUUUGUCUUGCAUUAAUUGCAACACUGUUGAGAUGGACAAGUUCAAAUUUUUUUUUUUUAACAUAUUUAUUGCGAAUUGGAAAACUUAAUUGUCACAUCUCUGUAGGAAAUUAUCAACCCAAGGCUACUUUAUAAGUUUAAGUUAUUGCUGCAUGCAUUGUUGGCAAAUGACUCGAUUUUUUUCAUAUGACGCGCUGAAUAAUAUAUCUUUGAUAUCAUCUGAUCUGAUGUGUGGCAUGGCUAACACAUCAGGAUCCUACCCCAACCCGAAUUGCAUCUCAGUAUCAAAAUGGUGCCUUAAUUACUGUGUGAAAUCCAUGCUAUUUGCUUGAUAACAAUUGGAAAGUGGAAACAUUAAUAAAAGAUAAAAUACAAACUUG